Messenger RNA from Sphaerodactylus townsendi, 433 nucleotides. It is a transcript of the gene DACT3, whose product is annotated as dishevelled binding antagonist of beta catenin 3. NCBI's taxonomy places the organism in Eukaryota, Metazoa, Chordata, Lepidosauria, Squamata, Sphaerodactylidae. The transcript has 2 exons. The coding region runs from base 95 to 382 and encodes 95 amino acids. Gene Ontology annotation, biological process: negative regulation of canonical Wnt signaling pathway. Gene Ontology annotation, cellular component: cytoplasm. The record is from RefSeq and is a predicted model, not a curated record.
GCCAAUGAGCGGCGUCAUGCAGAUGAGGCGGUGACAGCGCCGGAGCCGCAGCCGCCCGGGCGCAUCGGGGCCGCUUCGGCCGAGGAGCCGCACGAUGAUGCGGCCGUUCUCGUUCCCCGCCAGCCCGGAGCGGAGCCGGCUGCGCGGCUGGCUGGAGGGCACCGUGGCCGGCCUGUGCGAGCUGCAGCUGCUGCGGGAGCGCCAGGAGCGCCGGGUCCGGUGGGCGCUGCGCCUGGCCGCCCAGUCCCCCGCCGAGCACGGCGAGCCGGAGGCGGAGGAGCAGUUGGAGGAUACCUGGUUGAACCUCAUCUUAGCCCCAAAGUCACGAAGUAGCACACGCAAAACUGCCUUAUUCAGAAUCAGACUGGCAGCAGCUUUCUGAGAUCCCAGGUAUUGUCUACUCCGACUGGCAGCAGCUGUCCAGGAUCUCUGG